Messenger RNA from Ornithodoros turicata, 3163 nucleotides. RefSeq lists its product as uncharacterized. NCBI's taxonomy places the organism in Eukaryota, Metazoa, Arthropoda, Arachnida, Ixodida, Argasidae. Gene Ontology annotation, cellular component: plasma membrane. Gene Ontology annotation, molecular function: metalloendopeptidase activity. Gene Ontology annotation, biological process: protein processing. Bases 79 to 2958 code for a protein of 959 amino acids. The transcript has a single exon. The record is from RefSeq and is a predicted model, not a curated record.
ACACGCGCAGCACCUUCACCACGGUUUCUCUUACAUCCGAACUGUCGCCAGGGAAAAGGACGAUACGUCGCUACCAGAAUGCUGAGACGACCUCGCCCGGAGCAUGGAAGGAGUCCCGUGUCGCCUUCUGAGUCCCAAUCCGAAAUUACGACGAAUGCACCUUCGUCACGCAACAGCACGACUGGUGCACCAAGUGACAAGAGCGUUGAACAUGACUCCAGAGUAGCCCUUCGGGAGAUCAUCGACAGGACGCCACAGCAUCGCAGGAGGAGAGUAAAUGAAUGGGUCCGACCGCAGGUACUCAGUUCAGCUUGUCCAAAAUGGUUGGAUCUGGACUAUGCCGUCUCGCCCUUUCCUGAUGGAAGACGCCCAAGUGGGGAAACGUGCAGGUUCUCGACAAACUUCGCUAAUCUGGACUACUCCCCGUAUUAUGACGCGGAGGACGCACCGCAAUGCAAGCAAGGCAGUAGCAGUGCAAGUGUACCGGAUCAGAGUGACAGCGACAAGCGUGAGAGUCCGUCACAGAGCGUGCACGAAUUGACUGAGUCAAUCGCUUCAGAAGAAACGAGGCGGAACGAGAAAGGACCUAACGUGGUUCUUUUCGUCGUAGCGGCUGUUGCCAUGUGCGCCAUCGGCUUUUCCUCGUAUCACAUGUAUAGCUUGUACGCUGCCCCAAAACUUGAAUCCCCCAAAGUCUUCACCGCUCCCAUUCGCUACAAGAAAAUCGGUCUUGUGUCUGAAGCCACCAACGUGAGCACUCCAAACCGCCUAGAAGGUACGAAGAGAACGAAUAGUCUGCGUCACUUUUAUGCUCCUGGUGAUUUAUUAAGGGAUACUGAUAAUUCGUCAACUAGUUUGAACGAUGACGCACUUCCUGGCCUAACUCCCACGAAAGAUGAUUACGGACGGCAUGCCGGGGAAAGAGUCAGUGGUAUGACAUCGCGGAGUAACCAAGUAAGACCCAAGGCAACCGUACACUGGACGCCGACGAGAAGUUUAGAGCACGAAGUAUAUCCGCUGUCUACUGCGCGCGGGAAGUUAAGGAUCACCCGGAAAAGAAAAGGCAGGCACCACACCACACCCCACUCGAACAAAAAGCUGUCCUGCAAGACUAAAGCUUGUGAGCGCGAAUCGACCUAUCUCUCCACGUACCUGGACUGGAAUGUGGAUCCUUGUAAAAACUUCUACAACUUCGUUUGCAGCCGCUGGAAAAACUUGCACCCUGAUUUUGGAACCACAAUGGACACGCUUCUCGCUCAGAAAUACGAAACUGACCUGUAUCAUUUGAUUGUAAGGGGAGAAAGCAGUGCUCCCGACACUCUAAAGCUAGGACAGCUGAUCACGACCUGCGCGCGAAAGGCUUCGUACGAGACUUAUAGAACAGCGUUAUCAGAGUUCCUGCGAAGCUUUAGGCUGAAUGAAUGGCCAUUUGUGCGGGACACAAAGAAUUUGUUGAAUGUCUGGAAGUCUGCGAGUCUAUUACUGCGAGAUCUAGGUCUGGCUACAAUUGUGUCUGUGGCUGUCGCUGGGGAUCCAAACAGGGAAAACCGAUUUAUCAUUUCCGUUGGUGAGCCUAGCUUGUUGUUCGGCCAGUACGGAACAAAAGACAGCCGCUUACCCAACUGGUACAGCAAAGCUGUUAAGGAAACUCUGACCGUCGUCACUCGUGCGAAAAACACGGAAGUUUUGAAAGGGAUACUGUACUUUUCUGAAAAAUUGGCCGACGUUACAGUGAACCGAGGCUGCGAAACCCUAUCUACGCGCCGAUACAAGGUGGUAUACCUCAAGGAGUACAGCUAUCUCACGCAGUUGCUGACAUACGUCUUCCAGAACAUUUCCACUGUUCACGGCAGGACGAGAAUACUUGUCAAGUCCGAAACGUACCUUAAGUCAUUGCGGAAGGCCAUGCACUCGAGCAAGCCCAUUGACAUUCUAAAUUAUAUAGGCUUCCGUGCCAUCAUGCACAUAUCGCCGCUUCUUGAAGAUAAGACUAAGAAAAUCUCAACGAUACAGAUGAGGGAGCUUUCCGGAAUCUUGCAGCCUACUUGGCCGAGGUGGAGAAGGUGCUUACGAAUGUUCGAGCACGUCCUGCCUACCUUCUACUUACGAACAUUUGCGCGAAUGAACCAACAUAACACCAAUGAGGCCGUCAUAUGGGCGUCGAUCAGGGAGAUUCAAGCAGCAUUGGCUAAUGAUCUUAAUAGCGCGACAUGGAUGAGCAUUGACGACAAGGUCAUGCUGAAGAACAAGAUUGCGAAUAUCCAAAUGACAGGUUUCUCCAACGUUCUCGGUCAUCUGUCGUACCAACCUUCAGCAGCUAGGACGUGGCCGAUGCUAAACCACAGAAAUGCAAUCAGCAUUUACGUAUUGCUAGCUAAGGAAUACUUUAGACAGCAGCUCUCGAAAAUACUUCACACUCGAAAACACGUAGCCAGUGAGUGGAAGGGGUCUGUUUUCGAUACUGAACCUUCCUUCGAUGCGGAGUCGAAAGUUAUCUUCAUCCCUUCGAUCAUGUUUGACCAGCGUUAUCUGGUCGACAACGAAACUGCGCUUCUCCAAAUUCCACGGGUAACCACGAAACUUCUGGGCGCAUUGUUUCAAGCCAUGCACCAGUACAACUACCCCAAAGACAGGCUUACGUGGUCCGUAGAUACGUUGAUGGGCUACCACGACGUGCAGAAGUGCGUUCAGAAGCAUUAUGAACUGGAGUCGCAGCAGAAGAUACGCAACGGUGUCACUUCUGAACUGAACACCAUGAACAGCAUGUCGCUGCUUGUUGCACAAAAAUUUUUUUCUGAAGAAAGCGAACGAUAUCAACAUCGACAGUUAUGGUCUCCUCACAGGAAGGAACAUCACAGUGAACCAAUUGUUCUUUAUCUUGUACGCAAAGGGGUUCUGCCAGACGAUGGACGUAGAACGCACGAAGCAACUAGCCCUGGAGUCAGAGAAGAGCGUUAGUUUUCAACGUGUGAAUGGUCCCCUCCGUAAUUCGCUUCGUUUUUCAUCUUUCUGGGGAUGCGCCACAGAUGCACCGAUGAAUCCGAAAUCGAAGUGCCCCAUGUGGGCAUAGUGAGGACAUCAGCAAAAUGUUGGUCAGUAUAUGACGUAUGAUGUAGAGCUUCCUCUUCUGGUGAAAUUAAAAUAUCAACGAUAAUUGCUGCAA